This is a messenger RNA of Psammomys obesus (fat sand rat), 3685 nucleotides long. It is a transcript of the gene Pidd1, whose product is annotated as p53-induced death domain protein 1. The record is from RefSeq and is a predicted model, not a curated record. The transcript is spliced from 16 exons. Gene Ontology annotation, biological process: signal transduction; DNA damage response; apoptotic process. The coding region runs from base 338 to 3076 and encodes 912 amino acids. Gene Ontology annotation, molecular function: protein binding. NCBI's taxonomy places the organism in Eukaryota, Metazoa, Chordata, Mammalia, Rodentia, Muridae.
GGAAGCCGGCGUGGAGCGCGCCUGUACUGGCGCGGAGACCAGCGUGGCAGGUACUCAGUGGGCGGCGGGAAGUUUGCUGCAGAGGCGGGAUCAAAGCGACUCCACGCCGACUGAGACCCUCUCUGCGUCCCCCAUAUGACGGAGGUGUGAACUGGGAAUUGUGGCGCAAGAGCGUCUUCUAGGGGCCGCGAUGUGAGAUCCUAGCCCUGGUACCCCAAAGUCCUCUUGGCUUCCUGUCACACUGUUUACCGACCCUCUCGGCUUCCCUCAGCCUUGCCUGAGCAGGCUUGCUCUGCAAGCUGGGACAUGUCCGGUCCCCAAGGACCUUCCGUGGGUGAUGGCUGCAGUGUUGGAGGGGCUGGAGCCAGAGGAAACUGCAGCUGCUGCGGAGGAUGCUGCGAGACCCGCUGUGGAGGCUUCGGAGUCCAGGCCUGGUGCACCGUUUCUCCUGGUUGGGAACCAGUUGAACUUGGACCUACGCCCUGGGGGCUGCCAUCACCUGCAGUACCUCUGUUCCCAGAAGCCCCCACAACUGCUGCUGGUGGAGUUCUUGCGGCUCAGCACCCACGAGGACCCUCAACUGCUAGAUGACACCCUAGCUCAGGUUCCAUGGAAUCUGUUGCGCCUUCGUUCCCUGGUCCUUAAAGGCGGCCAGAGUCGGGGUGCCCUGGGUGCCUGCCUCCAUGGGACCUUGACCACUCUGCCUCCUGGCCUGAGUGAGUUAGCCUGCCUGGCCCACCUGGACCUGAGCUUCAACAGGCUGGAGACCCUGCCGACCUGUGUCCUGGAACUGCUCAGCCUGGAUGCGUUGCUGCUUUCCCACAACUGUCUCUCAGAGCUGCCCGAGGCCCUGGGGGCCCUGCACACCCUUACCUUCCUUACUGUGACACACAACUGCCUGCAAAGGCUCCCCGCAACACUGGGGUCCCUGUCCAACCUUCAGCGUCUUGAUCUCUCUGAGAACCUUCUCGACACCAUACCCUAUGAGAUUGGAGACCUGAGGAGCCUCAGGGAACUCAAUCUAGCCUCCAACCGGCUGCAGUAUCUCCCAGCUUCCCUUGCGGGGCUGCGGUCCCUGCGGCUCCUUGUUCUGCACAGCAACCUCCUGACCUCCGUGCCCGCUGGUUUGGCCCACCUGCCACUGAUCGAUCGGCUCGACCUGAGGGACAACCAGCUCCGUGACCUGCCUGCUGAGCUGCUGGACGCUCCCUUUGUGCGCCUGCAGGGGAACCCUCUGGGUGAGGCCUCUCCAGUGCCCCCAAGUCCCCCAGACAUAGCCCAGAUGCCAGAAAUGCCCAAGCUCUUCCUGACCUCAGAUUUGGACAGCUUCCUUGUGACUCCCCAUGGCUGUUCUGUGACCCUGGCCUGUGGUGUCCGCCUGCAGUUCCCAGCAGGAGCCACCACCACACCCAUCACCAUCCACUAUCGACUGUGGUUGCCCGAGCCAGGCCUGGUCUCUCUGGGGCCUCAUGACUUCCUGCUCAGUGGUGUCCUGGAGCUGCAGCCUCAUGGGGUGGCUUUCCAGCAGGAUGUGAGCUUAUGGCUACUCUUUGUCCCUCCACGAGUCCGUCGCUGCCGUGAAGUGGUUGUGAGGACACGGAGUGACAACAGCUGGAAUGACUUAGAGACCCAUCUGGAGGAAGAGGCACCCAAGAGGCUCUGGGCUCGCUGCCAGGUACCCCACUUCUCCUGGUUCCUUGUUGUUUUGCGUCCAGUUUCCAACGCUUGUCUGUUGCCACCAGAGGGAGCACUCCUGUGCUCCUCAGGUCACCCUGGGGUCAAAGUCACUUUCCCCCCUGGGGCCACAGAGGAGCCUCGGCAAGUCUCCAUGCAGGUGGUACACAUGGCCGGACUAGAGCUGAGAGCGCUCCUGGAAGAAGCUGAGGCAUCAGUAAGCCCCCUGCUGUGCCUUUCACAGAGCGGCCCUCCCAGCUUCCUGCAGCCAGUCACUGUGCAGUUACCCUUGCCUGCUGGCGUCACAGGCUUCAGUCUGGACCGCUCCCACCUGCAUCUGCUGUACCGAACGCCCCUGACAGCCACCUGGGACGAUAUCACCACUCAGGUGGCACUGGAGCUCACUCACCUGUAUGCACGCUUCCGGGUCACGCACUUCUCCUGGUACUGGCUCUGGUAUACCACCAAAAACUGUGUGGGGGGCCUGGCACGGAAGGCCUGGGAACGGCUGCGACUGCACCGCGUGAACCUCAUUGCGCUGCAGAGGCGCCGAGACCCUGAGCAGGUCCUGCUGCAGUGCCUGCCCCGAAACAAGGUGGAUGCCGCCCUGGUUCGGCUGCUGGAUCGGUACCGCGGCCCUGAACCCUCUGACACUGUGGAGAUGUUUGAGGGUGAGAAGUUCUUUGCGGCCUUUGAGCGGGGCAUUGAUGUAGAUGCUGACCGUCCAGACUGUGUGGACGGCAGAAUCUGCUUUGUCUUCUAUUCCCACCUGAAGAAUGUAAAGGAGGUGUACAUUACCACAACCUUGGACCGGGAAACUCAGGCUGUUCGAGGCCAGGUGUCCUUUUAUCGAGGUUCACUUCCCGAGGAGGUGCCUCAAGAGGCUGAGGCUGCCCGGCAGAGGAAGGGUAUCGAUGCACUGUGGAUGGCCACCUUGCCCAUCAAGCUACCGAGACUCCGGGGGCCCCAAGGGAGUGGACAGGGGAAUGACUUCUCCCUGAUGCCUCUAAACCUGGGUGAUGCAGAAACCGGUUUCCUGACUCAGAGCAAUCUGCUGAGUGUGGCCUCACGCCUGGGUCCUGACUGGCCAGCCGUGGCUCUGCACCUAGGCAUGCCCUACCGUGAGCUACAGCGUAUCCGGCAUGAAUUCAGGGAUGACCUGGAUGGGCAGAUCCGCCACAUGCUCUUCUCCUGGGCUGAGCGCCAGACUGGACGGCCAGAAGCUGUGGGAAACCUGGUAAAGGCCUUGGAACAGAGCGACCGGCAGGAUGUGGCCGAAGAAGUGCGUGCCAUCUUGGAGCUUGGCCGCCACAAGUACCAAGAUAGCAUCCGGCGCACAGGGCUGGCCCCAGAGGGUUCCAGUCUGCCUGGCACCUCAGCUUCACAGUCUGCCCAGGCCUAGGCUUACAGGCUUAUGCUGGCCUUUGACUUGACUUGGCCAGUGGGCAGGGCCCAUAUCCUUCUACCUCGCCUGUGUGGUACAGUGCUCAGGCAUACAAAGACUUGUCGCUGUUUAGAAAGCUUGGUUCGUUACUUACUUUUUGAGACAGGGUCUUACCGUCUAGCCCAAGCUAGCUUCCAACUCUUAGAGCACCUCAGAGAUUGAUGUACUUGAAGUGAUCUGAAGCCAAGUCCCUGUGUGUGUCCGUACUUCCUACCAUGAUGGGGCAAAGGGGCUGGAGAGAUGGCUCAGCGGUUAAGAGCGCUGUGCUCUUCCAGAGGUCCUGAGUUUGAUUCCCAGCAACCACAUGGUGGCUCACAACCAUAUGUGAUAGAAUCUGAUUUUCUCUUCUGGUGUAGUGACGUUCACAGAGAGAAAGAGCAGUUAACAGCACUGACUGGUCUUUCAGGGGAACCAGUUUCAAUUCCCAGCACCUACGUGAUGACUCAAAACAGUCUGUAAUUCCAGUUCCAAAGGAUCAGAACCCUUCCUCUCGCCUCCGCAGGCACCAGGCACACAUACGGUGCAAACAUGCAUGCAGGCAAAACAAAAUAAAUAAAAUAAAAGCUA